Cuscuta epithymum is the source of this 2281-nucleotide messenger RNA. Lineage: Eukaryota; Viridiplantae; Streptophyta; Magnoliopsida; Solanales; Convolvulaceae. The record is from the annotation of a GenBank genome assembly.
AAAGUUAGAAAUCCCAAUUCCCAAUAUAGAGUGAAGUCUGGAUCAGUUACGCCCACUAGGGAAUGCAGAGAGAUGAGAGGUUUGCCGCUUUCUAAACCCAAGUUUGGCGGCAGAGCCCACAAACCACCGCACUCCGGCGGCCGAACUUGUCACCGGAAACACGUCGAGGACGGGUGAUUCGUCCCCUCUCCUACCUUUUAGUAAUCCUAAACUAUAUUGUUCAUAAACUUAAAAGUUAUUGAAAUAGUAUUUCUCAUAGUUUGAAUAUUCUGAGAUUAGAAAUAGUACUAUCUGAGAUUCAAUAAUGGCUGCGGCGGAGGAGAAAUGCGGCGCUCUGAACGGGAAAUACGAGCUCGGGAGGCUGUUGGGACACGGCACGUUCGCUAAGGUUUACCACGCCAGAAACCUUCUGACGGGGAAGAGCGUUGCGAUGAAGGUAGUCGGGAAGGAGAAAGUGAUUAAGGUGGGAAUGAUGGAGCAGAUAAAGCGCGAGAUCUCAGUGAUGAAGAUGGUGAAUCACCCGAAUAUUGUGGUUCUCCAUGAGGUGAUGGCGAGCAAAACGAAGAUCUACUUCGCCAUGGAGCUCGUCCGCGGCGGCGAGCUCUUCGCCGCCGUCUCCAAAGGCCGGAUGCGUGAGGAUGUGGCCAGGAAUUACUUCCAGCAGUUGAUUUCCGCCAUAGAUUUCUGUCACAGCCGCGGUGUCUACCACCGGGACUUGAAGCCGGAAAAUCUUCUCCUAGACGAAGACGGGCACCUGAAGGUGACAGAUUUUGGUCUGAGCGCGUUUUCCGACCACCUCCGGCAAGACGGAAUGCUCCACACGACCUGCGGCACGCCGGCAUACGUUGCGCCGGAGGUUAUCGCGAAGAAGGGAUACGACGGGGCGAAGGUGGACAUAUGGUCGUGCGGGGUGAUCCUCUACGUCCUCCUCGCCGGAUUCCUCCCGUUCCAAGACGACAACAUUGUCGCCAUGUACAAGAAGAUCUACAGGGGGGAUUUCAAAUGCCCGCCGUGGUUCUCACCGGAAUCCCGAAAACUGGUGACCAAAAUGCUUGACCCGAACCCGGAAUCGAGAAUCAGCAUCGCCAAAAUCAUGGCCUCCCCCUGGUUCAAGAAAUCAAUCCCCAGAGCCAUGAAGAACAACCACGAAGACGAAGAUUCAUCAGCCAAAGAAGUCGAGACAUUGAAUGCCUUCCAUAUCAUAUCCCUCUCUCAAGGGUUCGAUUUAAGCCCUCUCUUCCAGGAGAAGAAAAUUGGCCGAGAGGAGAUGAGAUUCGCCACCACAGAAUCUGCCAGCAGUGUGAUUUCAAAGCUCGAAGCGGUGGCGAAAACCAGUAACUUCAGUGUGAAGAAGAGCGACUCCAACGUGAGGUUGCAGGGACAUGAGAGUGGGAGGAAGGGGAAAUUGGGAAUUUCAGCGGAUAUCUUCGCCAUGACGCCGUCAUUCCUGGUGGUGGAGGUGACACACUGGAAUAUAACCAGUUUUGGAGCAAAGAGCUAAAGCCUGCCCUAAAGGACAUUGUUUGGACAUCUCCUGAUGAACAAAACUCAACCCCUUCUUGAAUAAAAAUUAGUGAAAAAAAUCAGCUUUAAUCUCCUUUCUUGUAAUUAUCAUUGUUGUUAUUCUUAUUGUGUUGUGUUAAGUUUGUGAUUAGAAUCUCCUAAUUGGGUUGUCAAAUAAUGAAAAUUUGUCUUGUAUCCACUUAAUUAGUAUUAAAUUUUGUCGGGAUGUUUCCAUCAAAUCAUUAUGGUUUUGAUUAAAAAGCAAUAGUAUGGUUAUCUUAUUAAAGUGAAGAAGUCAAAGAGAAAGUUGUAGUUUAGGCCUUAGGGUGUUAUAUUUCUAUCCUUUAGGGCCAUUUUUCUUCACCCUUCGAUAGUAAACUGUUCAAAGAUUUGUGAUUCAGAAUCCUUCUGAUAAUUAUCACUUGUUCCAUUCAAUAGUGGGUCGCCUUCCUCAGAAUGUUGGAUAAGAACCUGCAGCAAGGUCAGCCGGUAUGAAGGGAGUGAUAUAAAGGCAAGUUUGUGAUUCAGAAUCCAGCUUCUUAUACAUUCGUUUGUAAUUUAUAUUCUGCUAGAUAACUAUCCAAUGAGUCUUGGCCCGUAUGGCUCUCAAAGGGGUGUCAUACUUGUUUGGGUUAGAAGUCUUAUGAAGGGUUUAGAUUUAAACUUGAUAUUAAAACUUAAUGGUAAAAUAGAACCGUUCAUACUAGUCAAGACCUCUCUUCAUGUGAAGUCAGAUCAGUCCAAAUAAACACUUCUUUGAUUAUGAAACUCAAAUCAC